ACAUGCACCCAACUUAUAAAGAAAGCUUCUUUCCGCAACCCCGAAGACGACUGACUCGGUACAACAACAAAAAAAACCGGGAAUGGCGAAGGCAGUGCUUCUGAUUCUCCUCAGUGCGUAUGUAAUUACGGAAAUGCCACAGGCUAGCUGGGCGAAUCGCCCGGAGGAAGCACCCAAGGAGAAGGUGACGAAUCUUCAGUUCUAUUUCCACGACACGUUGAGCGGCAAGAACCCCACCGCCGUCAGGGUGGCUCAGGCCCCCGACUCCGACAAAUCCCCCACCCUCUUCGGCGCCACUUUCAUGGUCGACGACCCUCUCACUGAGACCCCCGAUCCCAACUCCAGGCUCCUCGGCCGCGCCCAGGGCCUCUACGGUUCCUCGGGUAAACAGGAGAUAGGUCUGAUCAUGGCUAUGAGCUUCUGCUUCGUCGACGGUCCGUACAAGGACAGCACCAUAAGCUUGGUUGGGAAGAACCCGGCGAUGAACCCGGUUCGGGAAAUGCCCAUCGUCGGCGGCACUGGUUUAUUCCGAAUGGCUCGUGGGUACGCCAUCGCCCAAACCCACUGGUUAGAUCCCACCACCGGCGACGCCAUCGUCGGCUAUAACGUUACCGUUUUUCAGUAGAUCGCCUGUUCCCGUUUGACGUGAUUUUCACUAUUGCUACCUGACUUGUACUCAUCCGCUUGCAUCAUCAUCACCAUUAGAAUUACACCUUGGUCGCGUUUACUAAAAAUAGAUUUAUGGGCUUGAUAAUGGGCCUAAAUAAUAUCUGAAUAUAAGCCCAAUUUAGGGAAAACACGUGUUCGAACCGAUCCGACGGCGGAGAAAGCCGCAGAUGCGAUCCCACCGGCUCUGGUCGACAAACAUCUCACCGGUGCUAUUACUAGGAGGAUGAACCAGGGGAGAGGUCUCCUCGCAUGGCGGAUUCUUCCUCCAAUGCCAAUGAAAGGAAAGGGUAAUAUUCGGACAUGACAGAGUCAUCCUGUGAAGAAAGGGUAAUAAUCCUACCAGGAAUACGAAAAAGAAACACACACACGUACGCGUAAAUCAAAUGUGAUUGGAGAAGAAUAAUAUAAUUUUGACGUGGGAGACAACAGAGACAAAAGGAAAGGAGAGAGAGAGAGAGAGCAAUGCAGAUACAAGUGGACCAACCAGAAGCGAGCAAUCAUCUCUCCAUCAAUCAAUCAAAUACAAUCCAACCAAAUCAUUUUCAUCACCAACCAAUCCAUCCCCACAAAUCAAAAGAUACAUAAGAAAUUAUGCAUUUUUAUUACUUUUAACCAAAGGAACAUCAUUAUUGUUAUCAUUAAACAAUGUCUAAUUACGUAUAUACUCUUAAUAUCAUUUACUUCAACAAAAGCGGAUUUCUCUAUCACUGGAAAAAACC
Tarenaya hassleriana is the source of this 1388-nucleotide messenger RNA. Its product is annotated as dirigent protein 23. The record is from RefSeq and is a predicted model, not a curated record. Bases 83 to 625 code for a protein of 180 amino acids. The transcript has a single exon. Lineage: Eukaryota; Viridiplantae; Streptophyta; Magnoliopsida; Brassicales; Cleomaceae.